CUCUUUAUAUAUCUUCAUUUCAAAAAAAAAAAUAAUGGAUAAACGUCGACCAGAAUUAUCGAACCAAGAAUUAAAUCGCAUACUACAUAUGGAAUGUGGAUGGAAAGUUCAUAAAAUUGAUCGCCUAGAUUCUUUUGAAGACAGCAAUUUCGUGGUUAAAUACGAGAACUUACGCGGGUCAUAUUUAAAAGAAAAAAUGCAAGCAAUAGUUAAAAUUUCUCACCGCCGUAAUUUUUGCCAACAAAAAGCAGAGAAGGAAAGGAAAGUUAUGGAACAUCUGAAAACUGAUGGAUUUAUCUGCACAGUAUGCCUACCAUUUCCUGACGAUAAAUGGUUUUAUGCAACAGAUAGUGGACAGUUUGUAAUUCGACUUUUUUCAUUUAUUCCGGGAAUACCUUUGAAGAACUGUUUACAUAAGAUUGACAGUAUAUGUAUGGUCAAAGAAUUGGGAAGCUUUACAGGAAAACUUCAUGAUUCCUUAAAAAAAAUAACGAAGGAUAUUGUUCUUGAAUCUCGACCAAACGACCCUUGGAUUUUAGAAAAUUCUUCAUGUCUACGAAAUUUAUUACCUGGCAUCAAACAUAAUACUACCGAAGAAAGAGAAAAUUUGAUUCUGAAAAUACUUCAGAAAUUUGAAGACAAUGUGAUGCCAUUGUUUAAAGAACUGCAGAAAGGCAUUAUUCAUAAUGAUAUUCAUGAUCUCAAUAUCAUUGUAAAUUACAAAGAUGGAAAUUUACAUCCCCUUUAUAUCGAUGCGGAAAAUACCUACAAGGAAAUCAAGUUCGGACUAAUAGACUUCAAUGACAUAGCAUAUUCUCCUUAUUUAUUUGAGGUUGCUAUGGUAAUAAGGGACUUAAUGGUUGAUGUCGAAGAUGUUGACAGUAUUGAUAUUGGAGGACACUUUCUGAAUGGGUAUAAAGAAUUCUGCUUUAUAUCCGAUAAAGAUUUACAAUUAUUACCAUAUUGCAUUCUUGUUGGCUUGUGCCAAUAUAUUGUUGUUGGAGAAAGUGAAUUCCAGAAUCAGCCAGAUAAUGAAUAUACUCGACUAGGUGCUGAUAACGCAUGGAUAAUGCUACAAAAACUUCAAAAUGUCACAGAAGAAGAAAUGACGAGAAUCUGGAACAGAAUUAUGAAAUCCUGACAUUU
Molecule: messenger RNA, 1146 nt
Organism: Saccostrea echinata
Lineage: Eukaryota; Metazoa; Mollusca; Bivalvia; Ostreida; Ostreidae
Product: hydroxylysine kinase-like
Exons: 5
Coding region: 35-1141 (368 amino acids)
Molecular function (GO): amino acid kinase activity
Source: RefSeq, a predicted model, not a curated record